AUGGUUCAAACAUGUAAUAAUACUCCUCGUGGAUCGAUUGCUAUACCUUUACCGGAAUUCACCAAUGAAAUUGUACAAUUGUCUAAUGGAUACACUUAUCAUGAUUCACUUACAUCGUUGAUUGGACUUGGAUCGUUUGGUGUCGUCUAUAAAGGUUACAAUGAAAGUGAUAGUCAAAAAGUAGCCAUCAAAAAAAUGUCCCGAGUGCACGUGAAAGAGAACGAGCUUAGGGUGAUUAGAUCAUUGAACAGCGCAUACCUAGUAGGUGUAUUGGAUAUAUGUAUGUUAGAUGAUGUAACAUGUUGCCUUAUUAUGGAAUUAUGUGAUGGCGAUUUGGAAUAUCACAUCAAAUACAAUUCGAAUGCUGGACGUCUUAACAGCACAAAUCUUCGAACCCUUAUCGACAACAUCGCACGUGGUUAUAAGGAUCUUUUCGAUUUAAAAAUAGUUCAUCGUGACAUUAAACCACAAAAUAUCCUUAUCAAAUACGUUGGUAAAAGCAAACAACUUCUAUCAGCAAAAAUUACGGAUUUCGGUAUUGCUCGAACUUUGGACACAGAAGAGCCUGAUCUAUGUAAUGUAGCAGGAACUUUAUUUUAUAUGGCUCCUGAAGUAGGAGCAAAUCUCCUAAAAACAUGCCAAUAUGAUUCGAAAGUUGAUAUGUGGAGCAUUGGAUGUCUUCUAUAUCAGUGUGUCACUGGAGAGAUUCCAUUCGAUGAAUGCUGUCUAUGUAAACUAUUUUUGUACACAGCUGGUGCUAAUUAUGAUGCAUAUGAUCCACCAGAACUACCAGAAACAACAAAUGAAGAAAUAGGUGAAAUCAUCCAUUCACUUCUUGAAAUUGACUCAUCCAGAAGAUGUACACCAGUACAAUUCUAUAAUAAAGCAACAAGUUUUAGUCAAAAAAUUUGCUAA
Molecule: messenger RNA, 915 nt
Organism: Necator americanus (New World hookworm)
Lineage: Eukaryota; Metazoa; Nematoda; Chromadorea; Rhabditida; Ancylostomatidae
Exons: 6
Coding region: 1-915 (304 amino acids)
Biological process (GO): piecemeal microautophagy of the nucleus; autophagy of mitochondrion; reticulophagy
Cellular component (GO): cytosol; phagophore assembly site membrane; phagophore assembly site
Molecular function (GO): ATP binding; protein serine/threonine kinase activity
Source: RefSeq, a predicted model, not a curated record